AUGGUUCGUCCUAAACUUUAUUCUACAAAACACAUCAAAACAUUAUGGAUAACGGGCAGUUUAGUAUUUUUAAUUGGUUACAUCGGAUGGAAUGUGGACAUGCAUUUUUGUAGUUGGAUGAACCAAUUACCAUUUAGUUUACCAAAUCCCCAAUUACACGCCUGGUGGCACUUAACAGCUUCUUACGGAAGUUACGUAAUGUGUGUGUUGGUGGCCUAUGAUAGGUCAAAGACUUUAGAACAAGAUAUUUGCGUAAAAUGGGUCCUCAAUAUUUUACCUUAUGUUCACAUUAUAGCAUCUGAUGAAAAGAAAGAAAUAUUAUCGUCACCAAGGAAAAGAAGAUCCAGAUUUUUGAAAAAUAAUAAAUCACCAGAUUCAAAUCAAGAAAAAGUUCCUUUAUUAAGAGAUUCUGAAUCUGAUUCUAGUAACUAG
Molecule: messenger RNA, 432 nt
Organism: Entrophospora sp. SA101
Lineage: Eukaryota; Fungi; Glomeromycota; Glomeromycetes; Entrophosporales; Entrophosporaceae
Source: the annotation of a GenBank genome assembly